AUUAGAGUCAGUAAGCAGCAUACACCUCUUCCUCUUCCCUCAAAACCCUAAUACCAAUUUUCCAUGGCACAGAAGAAACAACGCCCUUCUCCUCUCGAUGAACCACCCACGGCUUCCUCUUCCGAAUCAGAGGAAGAAGACCAACAACCUUCAUCUCGACAACACGAAGAAGAAGUAGCAGCUUCAUCUGAAGAGGAAGACGGAGAAGCUUCAACUGAAGAGGAGGAUGACGAUGAAGAAGAAAAUCAUCAACAUCCAUCUUUGCAACCCUCUGCUAAAAAUCCUCCACCCCCUCCUACAAACUCUCACCCCAAACCUUCAUCUUCCGAGUCCGCCACUGAAUCCGAUUCAGGAACCGAAUCUGAACCUGAACCCAACCCAUCUGCUCCCGGUGCUGCGAACCCUAAAGUGAAACCACUUGCAUCCAAGCCUAUGGAGCAAACCCCCAAGGCGAGGUCUCAGCCCUCCGCCCCGCCUGCCAGGUCGGGGUCGAAGCGCCCAGCUGCCGACAACAACAUGCAUGCAACUGACCCUAAACGGUCCAAGAAGAAGGUAACUGUUUCUGCCCUUGCUGCUGUUCCUUUCGAUAAGGAGGUUGAGGAGGAUGGGAAAAAAUCAGGUGAUGACCCGAAGAAGCUGUUUCAGAGGAUAUGGAGCGAAGAAGAUGAGAUUGCGAUUCUCAAGGGUAUGGUUGAGUUCGCUUCCAAGACUGGCAUGGACCCGAUUAAGCAGGUCAAUGACUUUCAUGAUUUUGUGAAGAAGUCGCUUCAUGUGGAUGCUUCCGUUAACCAGCUGAAAGAGAAGAUUCGAAGGCUGAAGAAGAAAUUUGAGACCAAUGCAGGAAAGGGGAAGAACGGUGAGGGCCCUAAAUUCUCAAAGGCUCACGAACAGAAAUCAUUUGAAUUGUCGAAAAAGGUUUGGGCCAAUGGAGAUGGAGGGGUAGCCAAUGGAGCAAUGGAGAAGGCUAAGUCUAAUGGGAAAGCUGCAAAGAUUCUGAAAGAAGGUACUAGCAGCAUUAGGAACGCUGCUUCUCCAAAGAAAUCAAAACCUGAAACAAAUCCCGAAACCAAUCUGCCAUCGCUUGAUUCGCAGGAAUCUGAAAAGAUGGACAUUGAUAUAAUACCUGAUACAAAUUUGGCUUUGAGCGAAAUGAUUCGUUUUGGAAAGAGUGGGAGUCUGUUCGGGCUGAAUGAGAAUGUGAUAAAGGGAGGACUGGAAUUAAUGGAAGCAUCAAAGAGGGAAGAGUUGGAGGUGAGGUGGAAUAAAUUGCAAGUUGCUGAGUUAGAGUUGUUUGCGAAGCGUACACAACUUAUUGGGGAUCAAGCUAGGUUGAUAUUGGAGGCGUACAAGUCAUCAAACCAUUAGGGGUUGUGUUAGGUAUAAUUUUGUGGCCUUUUGUGUAAUCCGGUAUAUGUUUUGGAUUAUCUUCUAUGCUUUUUAAUUUUGUGGCUACCAUAUAGUCUUGUUUAGUUAUUGACAUUAUGCAAAUAUUAUGGUUUUCUUUUGGAAUUUUAUGAGAUAUGAUUGUCUUACUAAGUAUUAUUUAUCAGGUAUUG
Messenger RNA from Gastrolobium bilobum, 1556 nucleotides. Its product is annotated as STOREKEEPER protein-like. Gene Ontology annotation, cellular component: nucleus. The coding region runs from base 64 to 1365 and encodes 433 amino acids. Lineage: Eukaryota; Viridiplantae; Streptophyta; Magnoliopsida; Fabales; Fabaceae. The transcript has a single exon. The record is from RefSeq and is a predicted model, not a curated record. Gene Ontology annotation, biological process: regulation of DNA-templated transcription.